AUUCGGAAUAUUUACAUUUUCCUGAAAAUGGUGUCUUGCUCAUUUAUUUUGUUUGCCUUUUGAAAUGGUUGCAGCGGAGUUCGACAACUACCUCAAUUCUUUAGAUGAAAUUCUUGUUCCGACUAAGCCAUCAUCUGAAGAAACAGCUUCCCAGCAGGCAGAGACGCAUGACAUCGUUGCAGCAGAAGAUGAAAUGGCUGAAGCUCGAAGGAAACUAUCUUCACUUCUCGACAUGGAUUUCCCUUCAUUGAUUUGCUUCAAAGACCUCGACGAACUCGCCAGUCUAGCAUCCAAACUCCGGAAGGAUCCCACCCUUACCGCGGAACAGCUCGUCAAACUGAAGUUAAUUCAAGAGAUCCCAACAUUUUGCGAGGUGUUUCUCGAGAACCGGGGAGUAAUGGAGCAGGCAGACAAGUUCUUUACUGCCCUCGAAGACAACAAGGCCAAGGUCAAUUCACUGAAACAAGAAUACAGCAAGUUAAAACAAGAAGUAACAGAUGCACAAUCCGAGAUGGAUUCCAGCGCAGCGGCCGUGCAAGAUAUCGACAACAAGAUAGCAGAACUCAAAGCCCAACGGACCGAGCUAACAAAACUGAUAGAUAAGAAGAAGAGAGCCAAGGAUGAAUUGAUAUAUAACCAGAAGCUGGUAGCGAACUCGAUUCCGAAAGUCGUACAUGAAGUUCAGACCGCCAACACCAAAAGAACGGAAUGGGAGCUGAAGAAGGAAAACGGAGCACGGCGCGAGGCCGAAAUACUUGCCAAAUUUGCUCCUCUGAAAGGGUUUUCCCUCUGAACAGAAGUAGCCGAGGAGAAACAUAUUGUAGUGCUUUGCUUUUGAGGAUUAUGCUACUCUAAAUAGCUUUUAGCAAUUGUAACCCUGUGUGAUGAAACUUAACCCACGCCAUCAAUUACUGUGUUGUUUGUACUUCAACUUCAUUAUAAUCAGUUCCUGUAAACCUGUUAUAAUUUGAAUUUGGGGUUGAAAUCUUAGCGUUUUCAAAUGGAACAAUUUGGGUUGAGAGA
Messenger RNA from Hibiscus syriacus, 1023 nucleotides. RefSeq lists its product as uncharacterized. NCBI's taxonomy places the organism in Eukaryota, Viridiplantae, Streptophyta, Magnoliopsida, Malvales, Malvaceae. The record is from RefSeq and is a predicted model, not a curated record. The transcript has a single exon. Bases 65 to 793 code for a protein of 242 amino acids.